This is a messenger RNA of Paramuricea clavata, 4717 nucleotides long. Lineage: Eukaryota; Metazoa; Cnidaria; Anthozoa; Malacalcyonacea; Plexauridae. The record is from the annotation of a GenBank genome assembly.
AUGACUGUCCGAGGACGAACUAUUCAAAACGAAUUUAACAGUGCUAUAAGCCUUAAACACAUCAGAGUUUCACUUUGCAAUCGAACAGUAAGUGAGACUCACGCUUUUCUUAAUGAAAAAAUAUUAAGUACGACUAGUGAAUCUUCACGUGUAAGGCUUGGUUCAAUAUCAUGUCUCCUAGACGAGCUUCUGGUAUUUGGCUGCAUGGAAUUCCACGUUGCGUUCGACCAUUAUUCAUCAAAAAAUACCACACUGAACUGCGCGAACGAGAGAAAUUGCAAAAAACAAUUCAAGGUGCUGGUUUUGUCUAAGAGUGGAUUGCCCGUAGCAUUCCUGGAUUGUGGCGAGAAGCAGUACUUGUUAUUACUUGAGAGACCUCUCGACAACAUUCUUCUUUUGCAGUGUUUGGAUGAUAUUAUUUAUGAUUCUACUGGCAAAGCACACGAAACUCUUUUUCCAAACCAUACAUUAUGCAGCAGUGUGCCACAUCUUAUGAAAUUAUUGUCAUCUUCUCGGGACAGAGCUAUAGUUAUGUUCAUUCUGAGUUCUAUAUUCUCAGCACGCGCUUUGAGAAUUGCUUUUGGUUUUCGUGAGCAUAUCGUCAAUAAAGCGGUAGAAGAUAUUCAGAGUUUUGUAGAAGAACUAGAGAAUCAACAACAUUUUAUAUCAAAUCAAGCUGAGAAUUUGCUGAGCCAAACAGUUUCUCGCUUGGAAGAAGAAAUAAAUUCAAGCGACCGACGACCAAACAAGAGGGUUCUUGAAGACAGCGAAGAUGACAUGGAAUUUGAAAUUAACAACAAAAGAGCUAGACUUCAACAUCUGAAAACAAAUAAAGUUGCUGUCAAGGAGAGAAUGGCGAGAAGACUUUUUCAUAAGUGGAAAAGGUCUUUAAGAUCCCAGAGGGGAAAAGGGCAAGGACGUUAUAGAAUUGAUCGUGGAGCAGAAAGUGCGAUCAACGAUAUUCUUUAUGAGCAAUCGAAAGCCCAUAAUCGAAGGUACGUUUAAGUUUUAAUUAAUAUACGGACUUUUAUAGAUAUUCCCAGUUCUAUAACCAAGUACGACUUGUGUUAUUUUUGUAUGCAUGUGCUUUUUUUUUCAUUUUGAUGGCUCAUUUAUAUUAACUUAAAGAUCAAUUAUUUCAUGCACCAAAUACGAAAUGAUCGUUCGGUUUUGCAAAUUACUGGGAAGUGGAUGCAAAAUUUUUAUUUCCCUGGGACUAUUUCCCGGCUUCGUGCAUGUGUGAGAAUUUAUUUUGUUGAUUUAAACUAUCUUUAUAUAGAUGGGGAGAUGAAGGAACCAACUAUGUUGAGCACGAAGGUAGAAUACAUGGAAAACAAAUGCGCAAAAUUGCAAAUCGGUAUUUGAAGAAAAUGGGAAAACCGCUUGUUAAAAGCAUUGCAACAUGCCGUUCUUGGGGAAGAUGCCGUAACACAAGAUACAGACAAGCGAAAAUGCACCGAGGGAGAAAUCUGUGGAGCUUUUUAAGGCCUCAAAAGAACCUCCACACACGCCAUAUCAAUGUACACUACAACCGGGCGCAUGUUAAGAACUAUACAAAGGCAGUAUUCAGCGAUAACGUAUUAAAGAAAUACGUUUGCAGGAGAGCAAUGGACGAUAAAGCAUAUGUGCGAUGUGGCACAAGUGAAGGAUUUUCACGUCCAAUCCAUGCUCCUGUCCAACUAACUAACUCCUCUGAUGGUAUGCUGCCUUCAUCAGAUUACCCAGAUACUGUUGGAUAUGUCUCUCCUGGUGUGAUUCUGAUGAUAAACGAUAUGAAGCAAGUGGAAAAUGCCGCAAAGAACGGCACAGCUUUUGUGCCAACAGACGUCAGCGUUUCUGUAACAUGCAAGCCGAAGAGAGUUUACCCAAGUUCAACGACUAAUUGGGCCAAUGACAUGGUUUCUGUUCGACUUUCUUUUAGAGAUGAACACGAAGUUUCCAUGGAAGAAAUACCAGAAAUUUCAGGUGUACCCGAGAAUAAAGUCCCUUUUAUCAUAUCUUUAAGAGAUUCUCUUUUGCAGUUCCGAUUAAUGUCUAUUCCAACCGAUUAUAAACGAGUAAACGAAGGUGGAGAUCACCUAGCAAGAGAAAAACUGAGGACAGAUAUAUUACUGAAACGGAUAGAUGAAAUUCUAGCAGCACUCAAAUAUGAGGAAAGUCUCAAAAGCCAAGAGCUUGACAAGCUUUUUAAUGGUUUGAAAGAACUCCAGACAGCAUUACAAAAGCUAGGUAUUUUGCAUUUAUACUUAUAAUUUGAUAUACUGUAGCUAGAUGAUUGAAUUUUAACAGGGUAGAAUAGUAUCCAAGUUUUGUAAUGCAGGUAUAUGCAUUUGGUCAAAUUCAUCUUUUUUCCUUAAUAUUGUUUCUAUGCAGCAUUGAAGCUUAGCGACGGGGACUGGAAAAUUGACAACGACUACGACGAAAUCUGCCAACAAGCAUUGGGUAUUCAAGAAUUUCUCGAGUCUAAGGGAUUUCUGAAUCACAGGUAUUUAAUCCAUUAAUAUUUUAGUAGAGAACAUGCAAGAAUGGUAUUAGGCCUAAUACUACAAAUGAAAUUACUGUGCUCACUACUAGUUAAGUAGCCAUAAUAUAUUCUUCAUGCCUUCGUUUAAAUCACUCCUUCUGAUCCAAUAGAUCAUCAUAGAUCAGAUAGACUGAGUUUUUGUCUAGUUAUAACUAAUUUUUGCAGGGUCGGGUUGCACAAAGGCCGCCGGAUGGCCCAGAUGUUUUACACCUGUCGCUGUCCACUGGGUAGUGCGGCCUUCGUACAACCAAUCCCUGUUUAAUAUCUAUAAAGUAGACAAAUCUUAACUCUUACCAUGAAAAGAACAAGCAGAAUUCUGUUUAAAUAUAACAUUUUAAUAUAACUAUAAAUAGACCUAUCGACAUCCAGACAACUGACGCAGGUCCGGGCGUUUCAUGUCACGAACGCAUGACGCAAGUGAGAAUGGCCGAAUAUUUCAUGAUAAACUCAUUGGACUUGCAAGCCAGGUUCCAUUAUGCACCACAUGAUUCCUCAAGCCACAUAGCAGAGAAGGUUAUGCGGUCUCUGAAUGAGUGUUUGGGUGGAAGAUCUAUCCCAAUCAAGUACAAGAAAUCGGUGUACGAAGACUUGGACUCUUCCAAUCUACCAGAACUGACGAGUGAGAUGCUCGACCAACUCCAGAAAGAGAGGGAGAUUGACGCAUCAAAGGACUGCGCAGAAGCAGUGAAAAGGAGAUGCGAUGGAAAGCCAUGUAUGGGCACGACAAUAAAAUCAAGAGUACCGUGGUACGAUGUGCACAGGAAGUUCUUCUUUGACGAAGAUUUCAUGGCUAAGUGUGCCCAGGCCUCCUCGGCAGCCGUUCUAGAAAAGUGCGCUGGGAAAGAGUACUACAAAUUCGUCCUUGGUUUUUUUGAGGAGCACUACAUUCUAUACGACAAUGGUUUCGAAGGAAUCCGUGAUGGGUGCAUUAAGGUACAAGGUAGAUCCUGUAACUUCCACAGCAAUAUCGAAAACCAUUUGGUGAUUAACCAAGGGUGGCGUGGUAGCCAUGUUCGACGCGUUCAGCCGCCAGCACCAGAUUACGAACGGCAAGACGGAUUUCACUAUUCAGUACCUACCCAAAUCACAGGUAACAUGUCUGUCAACUGUAAGCGCGAGGUUGACGACUAUAACCCGCGAAAGAACCUGGAAAAGCUGCUUGCCUCUUGUGGUACCCCAAGCCUGAAGGUGGAAGAGAGUGUCAGUGACGAUGGUUCAGUGGUGGCUAAAGUCACGGACACAAACAACACAUUAGGAAAAGCAUUAGAACAGGUUGACGAAUUUGUCACUAAAUAUACUGGACCGGACUUAGAAAGUGUGGUGGUGCAAGAAAUUCGCAGAAAAACUGGAAUGAGGGUGAAAUCUGAGGUUUCGAGAAUGCUAAAUGCUGAUGUAAAGGCAGCUGAAAAAGCAAAAUUGUUUCUGGAUUUUGAUUGGGAUAAACUUAUUAGAGAAAACACGUUGCAAAAACUGUAUGUAUCUCAACUGGAUCUUUACCUUAAACAUGCAGGCUACACAGAUAGUGACCUACAUGUGAAAGGUUUCACCAAAGAUAAGAAGAUUGAGGUGAUCAAAAGGCAUUACUAUAAUCAGGAACAUCCAAAGGCGAAACGAGCACCAGCCGUGAAAUCAUCUCAACGUUUUUCAGGCACGAAUAGUAAACCAGCACAAACUGAAAACACCACGUCAGUCAGACAAACGCAAAGUGCUACUUGUCACGUAUCCCUUCCACCUAUUUCCCCUGCAAACGCAAAUCCCACAGCGAAUGUCCUUAUAAAUGUACCUCCUUGGGGUGGAUCCGUAAAUAUACCAUUGUAUGGUAUAAGAACAUUGAUUAACACGUGCCCCAUUGACAACUUUUUAGUGAUUUUAUAUAGUCAACACAAGACGAACCCUGCUUUUGGACUUGAGCUAACCCAAUCCACGGAGGCGUAUGCGAGCGUGCUUAUGAAGGUUUUUGAUUCAUUUGACAACGGUAAUUUCGGCGAAGGAAAGUUCUGGUGGUUACAGCAAUUCGGGGGACGUUUUGAUUUCCGUAACAAUGCACGAAUAGACGUUUGGGGAAACGAAGAGGACUUAUUUGUUUCACGACUGAGUCGCUCAUUUCAGUCGUGUUUUCGGAGUCAUUGCUCUUCCCCACAUUGUCCAUCACCCCAUCUUGAUGUUAACUCCACAGGGAUCUGCUUGAGGUAA